CGCGCAUCCUACCCCCCCAUGACCAUGAUGCUGCGCUUUUUGGCUUUUUUGGCGCUUGCGUUCAUCGUGGCAUGUGCGGGGGACGACGCUCCACCCACCAAUGACGCCCCUCCCGCGGUUGAUCUCGUUGAGGGGCUUGACCAACUCCAGGUGAGCAAACCAUCCGCCGAUGGGAGAUGGGUGGACCUUUGUGACGGCUUAUCCAUCCCUUCGUUGGUGGUGUCUGAUGGUCUGCUCAGGGACUGUCAUUCACUAACGCCACGGAACCUGAUGCACCGCUACGUGAGCUGAAGAGGGAGCAAGGGCCGCUUGGGGCUGGGCGGGGAGGGUGGGGCCAUGAGAUCUUUGCGUGUUCAGGGAUGCUCAAGGCCAAGUCCUUCCGACAUCUCUUCAAAAAAAGCAAAAAGAGCAACAAAAAAGGUGGGAUAAGACCAUUGGUGCCGUCAAGGCAGUCCACGCACCAUGCUCUUUCUAUGCGUCCUUGAUGGGUUGCCGGUUGUGCAGGUACGCUUCGGUUCCUGGCUCAGAAGAAGAAGAUCUACGUUGGUGCGGCCAUCAACCAGGUACCAUUCAUGGGCUCACGCAGAGAGGCUAGCGAGGGGGCGGUCAGGCAUGACAUUUCUCGCUGGUUGAUGAUUUGCUGUCUGUGUUUGAUGGGUGGGUUGAUGGAUGGAUGGAUGCAGUGGAACCUGAAGAAAGCGCAAUACAUGAACACAGUCGCCAGGGAAUUUAGCAUGAUCGUUGCGGAGAACGAAUGCAAAAUGAACAAUAUAGUCACACCCAAAAGUACGCCAACCCGAACACACCGAAACACAGAGAAUCACCCCUGCAAGUGACUGUCUCCCUCUUUGUGCUCAUCCAUCAAUUUGAACUGCAUCACCGACAUCAGAGCAGUACAACUACGGCACGUGUGACCGCAUUCUCAACGUGGCCAAGAAGAACGGUCAGGAGAUGCGCUUCCAUGCCCUCGUCUGGUACAGGGCGGCCCCCAAGGUGCUGCAGGCGGAGUCGAAGGCCAAGGUUGCCGCCUCACUCAAGAAGUUCUGUACCACCGUCACCAAGCGCUACGUCGCCAAGGGCGUCAGAUGGUUCGACGUCGUCAACGAGGGUCAGUUAGCAGUCACCAGGAAGCCGACGGGUCGCUGAUUGAGAAAGGUCAUUGCUUCCCCCUUUUGUUUGUUGUCUGUCUCUUACAUUCAUCCAUCCAUUUGCCAGCGUUUGCUGACAAGCAGCCGAAGAACAGCAUCAACAAGCCCUCGUGGCGCAAGGCGUGGCCGUACACCAAGCUCCCCAACUGGGCCGAGGUCUCACUGCGGGCCGCCGCCAAAGGCGCCGGAAAGAAACGCAAACAGACACGGUAAGAAGUGUGACAACAGAGCAAAAAGCCACCCGUCCGUCAGUCACUUAUGUGCGUGGUGCAUGUCUGCACGUAUGCAGUCUCAUGUACAAUGGUCAGCAUGACCGAGAAGGGGAGAGAUGGACGGAGAGAAAAAGAGGGUGAGCACAUGUAUAUGACCAUGUGUGUGCCUUUGUUGCGCAGACUACGGCAUCGAGAGCAUGAAGGGCUACAUGAAGGGCAAGUCCGACGCCGUGUUUUGGAUGGCCAAGACGUUCAAGAAGCGCAAGAUCCCCCUCGACGGCAUUGGCUUCCAGACUCACAUCAACAUGAAUUUCAAGGACUUCGACGGCGUACGAAAGAACAUACAGCGACUCGGUCAGCCACCAUCCGCAGCCACAAAGCCAACGGCCGAGCAGACCACAAAUAGACGGGCAUACGUCUCGUGUCUCGUUGUGUGCGUGCCUUUGCCUGCCUGGGUUUGUGCAGGCAAGUUGGGCUACGAGGUGCAGUUCACCGAGGUAAGUCAUUGACCCGCCCUGUGUCGCAUCAUCGAUUAUCCUCCGAGCGUCGGUGUGUGUGUGUGUGUCUUUGUGUCUGUGUGUCAGGUUGACGUCUCGUGCGGUUUCUUCAACCCGGCGGGCAAGUGGAUCAAGUGCAAGAAGUGGACAAAGGUCCAACAGAACAUGCAGGUACUGUACAACGGACAGUAUUAAGCAUCCAGCCACACAGACGGCAGGCAGGCAGGCAGCGGAUGUCUGUCUCACUUCAUUCGACCGAUGACUGCAUGUGUGUCAGGCCAACAUCUACAAGACCCUGAUGCGCAUCUGCCUGCAGUCGCCCAACUGCACCGCCUUCGUCAUGUACGUAUCUGAUGCACCUGUGUAUGCUUAUUGGUGUGAUGUGUUUAUGUCAUUCAUCGGUCAGGUGGGGCGUCACGGACUCUGUCACGUGGCUCAACAACGACCACCCCCACAUAUUCGACAGGAAGUACAAGAAGAAGCCCGCCUACCACGCACUCACAGCCGCACUCAAGUAGCACACAAUACACACAACACACACACACACACACAUCGACACACACACGGGGAGA
Molecule: messenger RNA, 2429 nt
Organism: Vitrella brassicaformis
Lineage: Eukaryota; Vitrellaceae
Source: the annotation of a GenBank genome assembly